UCGAUGGAUCAGAUUUCUGGCUUGGAUUCUCAAAAGAGAGAGAUCGCUCAGUUUGUUCAGCUUCGAUCAUCUGGGGAAAAAAUCAUCCCUUCCAUCGAAUCUCCAACCAACCAAUGCACAACCCCAAAAUUAUGAAUCCUAAUAAACAUCUAAUUAUUUAAAAAUGCAGACGGAUCAGCAAACCGGCUUGGAAUCUCUACUGCGUAGAGAAAUAUUCGCACGGUAUGUUCAGCUUCGAUCAUCUGGGGAAAAAAUCAUCAAGUCCGUCGCCUCCAACAAACAAAAAUACACAAGUAGAGAUGAUAGGAACAAAUUUCCCCAUUUCUACAGCAAAAGAGAUAGGUAGAAACCCUAUAUCUUUGAAUCGAUCGCAGAGAGGGGUACGUUAUAGCGUCGGCUCAUACUCAAACGCUCACGGUGGAUGGAGCGCCGGUAAUCAGUAUAUGACGCAUAAUGCAAGUUAGUGAAAGAAGAAAAGAAAAGAAAAGAGAUGGGGGAAG
This is a messenger RNA of Rubroshorea leprosula, 500 nucleotides long. NCBI's taxonomy places the organism in Eukaryota, Viridiplantae, Streptophyta, Magnoliopsida, Malvales, Dipterocarpaceae. The record is from the annotation of a GenBank genome assembly.